Messenger RNA from Jatropha curcas, 1975 nucleotides. RefSeq lists its product as uncharacterized. Lineage: Eukaryota; Viridiplantae; Streptophyta; Magnoliopsida; Malpighiales; Euphorbiaceae. The record is from RefSeq and is a predicted model, not a curated record.
ACACGGGUUAUAGCUUUCAAUUGUUUUUAUUAAUCAAUAUUCUAUUGAUUGGUCAGAGGUUAUGGACAAAAAAGAUUUGUCCAAGCUACGGAGGUUGUUCAUAAUUGGGACAGCUAAAACACUUGUAGGGAUGAAUUGUGCUUGGAUGCUAGUCCAGUCUAGAUGAGACUUUGAGUUUUCAAUCUGUUCAAGUUAAUUUAUGAUAUUAGGUAAAACGGUAGAUAUUUGAAAUUACUAAAAUAAUAAAAAUAGGAUGGUUAAAAAAAAAAAAAAGAAGCGUUUUUCAUUAUCUAUCAAUAAAAUAUUAAUUCUUCAGUAUAAUACCAUUAUUAGACUAUCCCACGCCUAAUUUGACUUGCAAAUCACAGCAAAAGCUAUGCGAUAAUCUGAACCGCUAUCCUGACUACUUAGUUAAAUUCAUGCAGCUAUUUCGCUUGGGAGCUUUUAAAGCUAUGCACGUCAAAUCUCAAGCGGGUCCCUUAAUAGGCAGACCUAGGGAAAGGCCACUAUAAAACCCAGAUUGUACGGCACAGCCACUUCUUCUGUUGCACUUAUACUGCAACUACUACUACUGAUUCUGAUUCCCUGCAUAACUUCAAAAAGUCCAGAUCCAUCAUUUUUCUACCAUUUCACUUCCUAAAUAUGUCAAAACACAGACCCAUUCUCAAUCUGUCUCUGGCUUUUAUAUUGCUUGAAGUAGUAGUCGUACAUUCAAGAACCUACCUUGGAGACAUACGAGUGCUCAAGGAUCUAAAGAAUGGAUUGGACCCCAGCUCCAUUUCCCCUGCAUCUUGCCUUAGUUCAUGGGACUUCUCUUUGGACCCAUGUGAUCACAUCUUCAGCGACAAAUUCACUUGCGGCUUCAGGUGUGAUCGAGUUGCCUCCGGUUCAUUCCGAGUUACUGAGAUCACUCUUGACCCUGUUGGUUAUUCUGGUUCACUUUCUUCUACCACAUGGAACCUCCGUUUCUUACAAACGCUUGACAUCUCCGAUAACUCAUUCUUUGGCUCAGUCCCUGAGUCACUUGCCAAUCUCACGCGCCUUCGUCGUCUCAGUCUCUCCAAAAACUCUCUCUCAGGCGAGUUACCAUUCUCCCUCGGGUCUCUCUCCCACCUCGAAGAGCUCUACCUUGAUAACAACAAUCUCAACGGAUCUUUACCUUCAAGCUUCAGUUCUCUUGUAAGCUUAAAAAGACUCGAAAUCCAACAAAACAAUAUCUCGGGUGAGUUCCCUAAUUUGCAUUCGCUAAAACGCUUGUACUUUGUGGACGCAAGCGAUAACCAGUUCUCCGGUCAACUUCCGUCAACAUCGCCAAUGUCUCUUGUUGAGCUUUCAAUGCGAAACAAUAACUUAAAAGGGAACAUACCGCACAAUUUAGGCGAUUUGGAGUAUUUACAGGUUUUAGAUCUCAGCCACAACCAAUUAUCAGGGCCUGUAUUAUCACUUAUUUUUAACCAUCGGAGCCUUCAACAGCUGACUCUAUCUCACAAUAACUUCAGAGUCUUGCAAGUUCCAAGGACAAAGGGUUUUACCAGUAAACUUAUAGCUCUCGAUUUAAGCCAUAACAAUCUUGGAGGCCUAUUGCCAGCAUUUCUUGGCUCGAUGCCCAAGUUAUCUGCUUUGAAUUUGGAGCAAAACAAGUUUACAGGGAUGAUACCAACUCAGUACGCUCUGAAAGCGGCAGUUCAAAAAGCUCAUACGUCGUCGUUUGAGAGACUGUUAUUGGCAGGAAACUACUUGUUCGGGCCGAUUCCGGGUCCUUUAAUGAGUUUGAAACCGGGUUCUGUUGAUUUGAGCCUGGUGGAUAAUUGUUUAUACAGGUGCCCUGACAACCUUUUCUUUUGCCAAGGUGGGGAUCAGAAAUCGUUAGUGGAUUGUAAGAGCUUUCGGCCUUAAAUUCCUUAAUUAAAGAUAGUUGCUGGAUAGUACUCUUAAGUGAACCAGAUUUGUAUUAUAAUACAUAUGUUAUUUGCUU